Messenger RNA from Prorocentrum cordatum, 3852 nucleotides. The record is from the annotation of a GenBank genome assembly. Lineage: Eukaryota; Dinophyceae; Prorocentrales; Prorocentraceae.
AUGGACCCCGAGCCAGAUUUGCCGGGAGCAUGUUCGGCACAGUCUCUCACCCAGAGUCCGACGUCGCGGGGCCACCGCCGCCGUGGCAAGGGAGUGCACGUGAGGAUCUGGGAGUACGGCGGCACGAGCUGGAAAGAGUCGCGCAUCUACAGCCACUGGCUCGAGGCCGAGUUCGCGGAAGGCGGCGACCGCACGGACGUGCACUUGCCGUCGGUCUCGGUGCAGGGCAUCAUGCAGCUCCAGGGCUGCCUGGACCGCCCGGGCGCCCUGCUUCUCGACCCGCCUCCAGACGGCAGGACCGAGAACGAGUUCCUUUGGAGCAGCCUGUGCUCCCCGCUAGACGGGGGCGCCGCCGUGGAGGCCCGGCGCGUGCUGGGCAAGCGCCGCAGCCCCUCCAGAGCCGAGCCGGUCGACGACCUGCGGCCGAGGUCACCGGCACUGGACAUGAUGCAGCCCGAGGCGGGCGCCGAGUGCAUGGACAUCUCGAUCUGUGCCCUCGAGGGUCUCCAGGAGGCAGAUGGUCCGAUUCUGCUGCUGCUGCGGUGCGAGAGGCCGCUGAACUCGCUGCGGUACGCCGCCCUGGUCGCUUGCUCCAGUUUGGGAGCAGCCCGGGCGCUCCAUGCAGCGCGUGAGGUCGCCAAGGCGCUUGCCACGGCGUUCGUGGACGAGCGCUUCGUGCAUGAGGUGUCUAGAGCGCCUCCAGAUCAGCCUUCGCAGGUGGUGGAGGCGUUUGCCCAGUUCUUCUCCACGCUGACCAUCGUGCCGACGGUCCACAUCGGGGGGGUCAAGCAAGGGUCGUUUCAGCCGGACUCCAGCCAGCAGUCGGCGUCCUGCAGCGACGUCCUGCUCUCCGACAGCCUGCAGUACCAGAUGGAAAGCCGCCUCUGCAAGUCGCUCGGCGUGCCGCAUCAUCCUCGGGCGCGAUCUGAAAAGGUCAGGACCGAGGAGUCUUCCACUGGGCCCUACUGGAAGCGCUGUUUUGUGGAGGUGGACUGCCUGGACUCUGCGACCCAAGAGUGGAAGAUGACCCACCAGCUUCGCCAAGGGAUGGAGAUCGAUGCUGGCUCGGGCAAGAAGGCCCACUUGCCACACGUGUCGGCCUCGGGGCUGGUAAAGAUCCGAGGGUUCAGCGCCCCGUGCAACGUGGCGCUCGACGUCAUGGCCAGCAGUGGCAUCGCCGCGGUGGACGCAGUCGUUCAGCAGCUCGGUCGGACGGGGCUCCCCUCUUGCGCGGUGGAGGAGGUGACGUCCGCCCUGAGGGGCCGUGCCUCGCAGGGGACGUCCCUGGAGACCACGGAGAUAGAGCCGAUGUCUCCGACCAGCCCCCACCCGCAUUUCUUCAUGGAUCCUGCCAGCGCCAACCAACAGUCGGAGUUGGUGGCACCUUGCGAGGAGGACGAAGCGUUUCUCAUCCUCCUCGUGCCCUGCGGGGAAGUCCCAGCCAGCAUCGGCAUCACGAGCGCGUUUGUGAGAUUCAACUUUCCCAUCGAGUUCACGCAGUGCGAGACUCCGGUCCGCUUCCUGAUUGUCCUUGUGGGACCCGUGGGCUCCGCCGAGGAGAUGUCGCAGGCCGGGAAUUCGCUGGCCGCCCUCGCGGUCGACGAGGACCUCGUGGGUAGCCUUGACAAGGCGACCGACGUGGAGUCGUUCGUGGUUGCCAUGCACCAGCGGUUGGACAACCUGCCCGUCAUGCCCAGGGCGCACCUCGAGGGGCGCCGUGACCAUCAUCACCACAGUGAGAGCGGCACCAAGCCACCAGGAUUAUCACAAUUGCACGGGAGCUCGAGUCCCAUCAAGGCUGGCGCGAGAGCAUCACCACCACCAACAGAGAGCCCAGUUCUCCUCGAGGGCGACAAGAGCAGUAUACUCGUCAGAGUGAGCAUUGGCCACGACUCGCAGGAUUCGGUAAUUCAAGAUCAUGUGGUCCGCGAGCACGAACUGGCAACAAUGAGCCCGUGCAGGCGGACGUGGGUCUACGCAGUCCAGAAGAUCCAGAAAUAUUCCAUGCCGCUUGUCUCUGGUGUCCUGCUGGCCUUGUUUUGGGCCAACGUGCACGAGCGCAGUUAUCAUGAUGUCAUUCAUGGGUAUUUGUAUGACGAUUUUUCUAUAUCAGGUCACAAGAUCAGUUUGCACUUCAUCGUGAACGACAUGUUCAUGUGUUUCUUUUUCGGUUUGGCAAUCAAGGAGGUAACCGAAGCUCUCUUGCCCGGCGGGUCGCUGUCGCCUCUGCGCAACGCGGCCAAUCCGCUUUGCGCUACCUGCGGAGGCAUCAUCGGGCCCAUCGUGUGCUAUCUGAUCUUGGCGCUUGUGAUGAAUGCUUUCGGUGCCUUCGACGACAUGAAGUGCCAGGUCGAAGUCAGUGGCCGACGCCUAGGGGGCGGGGGCGGUAGCGUUCAGUUCACUGGCGAGACUGCUCCGUGCGAGUUGUCGGCCAUCAUCAACGGCUGGGGCGUGCCGACUGCCACGGACAUUUCGCUCGCCUGGAUGUUCGCACUCUUGAUCUUCGGGCCGGGCCACCCCGCGAUCAAUUUUCUCUUGCUGUUGGCUAUCGUGGACGACGCGAUCGGCAUGGUGAUAAUCGCGGUGUUCUACGGAGACAAGGACAAGCCUGUGCUGGAGGGCAAGGAGUGGCUCGGACUGGUUGUCGCCGCGGCCCUCCUUGCCUACCUGUUGCGGAUACUUCGAAUCCGGCAGUGGCCAGUCUUCGUCCUCAUUUGUGGCCCAGUCUCUUGGCUCGGUCUGCUGAAGGCCCAUGUGCACCCAGCGCUCGCGCUCGUCGUGGUAGUGCCCUUCAUGCCAGCGACGCACGCAGUCGCGAGGAGCAGUGCCCACAGGGGAUUGGGUGCUGGAGUGAACUGGUCGUCCUCGCAUGUGAUGAACCAGGUUCUGAAGAAGGCUAGACCGCUGACCUCUUACCUGGACAGCACCUCGCGGGGGACGCAAAUGAUGAGCAACAUGAUGCGCUUCCUGCAGAAUCAGGACGAUGCUCCACUGCACCUGUUUGAGCACCACCUGAAGCUCCCAGUCGACUUCGGCAUGUUCUUCUUCGGCCUGGCCAACGCCGGGGUGAAGCUGGGCUCGGUGGGCAGCGUGACCACCUGCGUCCUGGUGUCUCUCAUCGUGGGCAAGACGCUCGGUGUCGCAGGCUUCGCAAUUCUCGCGCACUGCUGCGGGUUCGGGCUCCCAGCCGGCAUCACGAUGACUGACUUGUUUACGAUGGGGGCCCUGGCCGGCGUCGGGCUCACGGUGGCUCUGUUUGUGUCGAACGAGGCCUUCUCAGAUCCUGGGCUUCAGGGUCAGGCCAAGAUGGGAGCCUUACUCUCCAUCGGGUCUGCUGGAUUCUCUUGGCUCACCAGUGUCGUUCACAGGAAGUUCUGCACGGGUCGCGCUGGCAGCGGUGCCGGUAAAGACACGGAGGACAGUGACGACGAUGACCUCGAAGGUGAAGAUGAUGACGAUGGAUUCGAGGACUUGGUUACCCACGAGCUCAUUCAGAAGAUGUGGGAGUUUAGACGAUAUAAAGCGAGAGGGUACGAAAUGAGUAUUGACGACAUGACGGCUUCCGUCGCGAAGAAUCUGCGCAAGGUCCACAGGAGCAAGACAACCAACGAUAUGCUUCACCAUAUCUCCAACGAGUCAGGGGACAUUGUGCGCUUGGUCUCGGACUCGAGCCUUGCGCAGGAAUCUGCAGGCUCUCGUCCAGGGACUGCGCUAAAGUCGGGGACUCCCAGGCUCUCGUCCAAGAGGACUCUGGAGAAAUUGGGGCCAUCUAGGGACGAACAGAGGCGCAGCAGCAGAAAACGCGCCACCCUGGCCACCUCGUACCUCCGUGAGGCCGUUGACAGGCCGUAG